This is a messenger RNA of Procambarus clarkii (red swamp crayfish), 660 nucleotides long. The record is from RefSeq and is a predicted model, not a curated record. Lineage: Eukaryota; Metazoa; Arthropoda; Malacostraca; Decapoda; Cambaridae.
AUGCUUCAGCCGACCCUAAAGAUUGGACAAGGCAACGAUGCUUCAGCCGACCCUAAAGAUUGGGCAAGAGAGGGAAAGAAGCGAGAAGGGGAUAAACCCCACACUGACCUCGAGUACGAGUACUUCGAGGACGAGUACUUCGAGGACGAGUACUUCGAAGACGAGUACUUCGAGGACGAGCACUUCGAGGACGAGCACUUCGAGGACGAGUACUUCGAGGACGAGUACUUCGAGGACGAGCACUUCGAGGACGAGUACUUCGAGGACGAGUACUUCGAAGACGAGUACUUCGAGGACGAGCACUUCGAGGACGAGCACUUCGAGGACGAGUACUUCGAGGACGAGUACUUCGAGGACGAGCACUUCGAGGACGAGUACUUCGAGGACGAGUACUUCGAAGACGAGUACUUCGAGGACGAGCACUUCGAGGACGAGUACUUCGAGGACGAGUACUUCGAGGACGAGUACUUCGAGGACGAGCACUUCGAGGACGAGUACUUCGAGGACGAGUACUUCGAAGACGAGUACUUCGAGGACGAGCACUUCGAGGACGAGCACUUCGAGGACGAGUACUUCGAGGACGAGUACUUCGAGGACGAGCACUUCGAGGACGAGUACUUCGAGGGCAAGUACAUCAAGGAUGAAGUCUUCGAAUACUAA